This is a messenger RNA of Thalassophryne amazonica, 1565 nucleotides long. RefSeq names its product APEX nuclease (multifunctional DNA repair enzyme) 1 (gene apex1). Gene Ontology annotation, biological process: base-excision repair. NCBI's taxonomy places the organism in Eukaryota, Metazoa, Chordata, Actinopteri, Batrachoidiformes, Batrachoididae. The transcript is spliced from 5 exons. Gene Ontology annotation, cellular component: nucleus. The record is from RefSeq and is a predicted model, not a curated record. Bases 169 to 1098 code for a protein of 309 amino acids. Gene Ontology annotation, molecular function: double-stranded DNA 3'-5' DNA exonuclease activity; endonuclease activity; DNA binding.
AGCCAUAAAGUUCAGCGAGCAAGCACGUGUUUGGCCGCUCAGCGACGGAAGCAACAUUUGUUUAAUUUUUGCGUGCUGCUGUGGUCAAAGUGCACAACGGCUCAGGCGCUGUUGUGUUUGCGUUUUGUGUGUCUGCAAGGUGUGUUUGCUGUCAGAGCGAUUUCAAGUAUGAAGAGAGGGAAGAAGGCAGAGGAGGCGGCUGCAGAUGGGGAUGAUGCUGGAUCCGCUUCUGCUAAAAAAGCAAAGAAGACUAAGGAACCUGAAGCCCCACUAAUGUAUGAUGAUCCUCCUGAUAAAAUGACCAGCAAAGACGGCCAAGACACCAACAUGAAGAUAACGUCCUGGAACGUUGAUGGGCUAAGGGCCUGGGUGAAAAAGAAGGGGCUGGAUUGGGUGCGUGAGGAAGCUCCAGACGUCAUGUGUCUACAGGAGACAAAGUGUGCAGAGAAGGACCUCCCCACUGACAUUACCUCAAUGUCAGAAUAUCCACACAAGUACUGGGCCGUUUCAGAUGACAAGGAGGGUUACAGUGGGGUGGGCAUGCUGUGCAAAAAGGAACCCCUCAAAGUAACCUACGGCAUCGGCAAAGAGGAGCAUGACAAGGAGGGAAGAGUCAUCACUGCAGAAUUCCCCACCUUCUUCCUGGUGACGGCCUAUGUUCCAAACGCCAGCCGAGGCCUUGUACGCCUGGAUUACCGCAAGACCUGGGAUGUGGACUUCAGAGCAUACCUGAGCGAGCUGGACAAAAGCAAGCCCCUGGUGCUGUGCGGCGACCUGAAUGUUGCCCACCAGGAGAUUGACCUGAAGAACCCUAAAGGAAACAAGAAAAACCCAGGCUUCACCCCUGAAGAGCGUGAAGGCUUCAGUCAGCUGCUGGCAGCGGGUUUUACCGACAGCUUUCGUGAGCUCUAUCCCGAACAGACCAACGCCUACACCUUCUGGACCUACAUGAUGAACGCCCGUGCUAAAAAUGUGGGUUGGCGACUUGAUUACUUUUUGUUAUCGUCCGCUCUGCUGCCAGGCCUGUGUGACAGCAAGAUCCGCAACAAGGUGAUGGGAAGUGACCACUGCCCCAUUACGCUGCACAUAGCUGUGUAACUAACUAGUUAUUAAGCUGCCAUGGGUGACUGCUUUGCAUCAUCUUGUGUAGUCUUGAUACUUUUGUUCCAACUUGGCCUAAAUUAAGGUGUAACUCGUUGCACCUUCUUAGAUUGCUACUUCAGCAGGAAAGUUUUUCCUCUGAAGAGGUGCCCAAAACUCUUGAUUUAGCACUAGUACUUCAGUUGUGUACUUUCCUUUAUAUUCUCACGUGAUGGGUUGCAGAAACCUACUCCUUAACACAAUAUAAUGUCCAUUUGUUAUCUAAACCCAGUAAUGUCAACCCCAGUAAUGUAACCAAGGUGCAACACUAAAUACUCUAAAGGCAUCUAAGCUGAUUGUCCACAGUGAUCUGAGACCAGCAGUAAAUCUGGUUUUCCAGGUGUCCCCUGUCUAAUACUUUUCAUUUUUAUGGCUUUGUUCAAUUUUGUCCCAGAAGAAGUCUCAAUAAAACUCAGAUUUAUGUA